UAGAAUUCUAAAACGGGAGAAUCGACUGCACUUGUUCAGGCGUCUUGAACAGUUAAGCAGUAAGCAAAUCAAAUGUGAUGGAGCCAUUGAAUUUCUUCGCCUUUGCCAGAAUGUAGAUCUUACACCAACCUUCGCCAAAGUCGACCAGACGAAGUCGAAGAACUGGCAACAAUCAUCGAAAGCGUUCUCAACAAAUGUCAUCGCCGAGGAGCUAAGAUCAAAAGUGAAACAGAAUGCUAUGUUAAAGAUGGAAAUGAACACCAUCUAUGACGAAAUCCGCCAACAAUGUUCACCGCUACAGUACAUGCUUACCUUACGCGUUAUGACAGAUCUUCGAAAGAAACUUUACGAAGACGUAAUGACCAACCACACGAGCAAGAUUGCAAGGUUAAUUAACAAGGAAUUUGACGUUGACGAACACAUUACAAACAUCUCAUCGUACCGACUGUCAUUCUUUGAAAAGUUAGUUCUCUGCCGUGGUUUGAAAUUCUCCAUCGCUCAACCUGUGCCAGCUCGUGAUGUAAAAGCCAGCUUUGAAAAAGCUUACUGGCGACUUGAACCCACAUUACCGGAGGACCAAAAAGAAUUAGCCGCCGCGACUCUUCGCUCGAUUGCCCUGAAUUAUAUUCAAAGGAGAGGCCCAAGACCACCCAAAGCACUGCAACAAGCCAUAAAUCAACUUAGACGAAGGGAAGACAUUGUCAUUACAAAACCCGACAAAGGAUCUGGCGUAGUAGUAAUGGACAAGACAGAGUACAUCCGUCUACUAAGUGAUGCUUCCAUCAAAGACACAACGAAGUUCACCCCUAUCAACACAGAAAGACCAAAAACACGCGGCCGGCCUCCUAAACACUACCAUCCCUUACUACAAAAAGAAAAACAGCUGGAGUCCGUCGUCAGAAAAAUCCUGCCAAAGCCGAUUGCUGACACAGUUUGUCGCAAAGGUUCCCGGCUUGCUCACCUUUAUGGUCUUCCAAAGACUCACAAACAGCAACUAUCAAUGCGACCGAUACUAUCAUCGACUGGGACCUACAACUUCGCCCUGGCCAAGUGGCUUGAAGAGAAGCUUAAGCCCCUUUCAUUAAAUCAGCACACUAUCUGCGAUAUCUUCUCCUUCGCCGAAGUGAUAAGGGAAACACCACUCAACCCGAAUGACAUUCUCGUGUCGUAUGACGUAUGUGCUUUAUUUACCAACGUGCCACUCGACGAGACUAUUGAGAUCAUCGCUGAAAAAGCCUUUAAAAACAACUGGUUUAAUGAAACGCAUGGUCUCAACCUCACAAAGACAGGUCUUACCGAACUUUUAAGAAUAGCAACCAAAGAUCAGCUAUUUCAGUUCGACGGUCAACUUUAUGAGCAGGUGGACGGUGUGGCCAUGGGCUCGCCCCUGGGACCCCUUAUGGCAAACGUUUUCCUGUGCUCCAUUGAAGAACAACUGGAUCGCAACAACAAGUUACCAAGUUUCUACAAAAGGUACGUCGAUGACACAUUAGCCACGAUGCCAAAUAUUCAAGCCGCAACAGCUUUCCUUUCAACAUUGAACGAAUGCCAUCCUGCCAUACAGUUCACAAUGGAAAUUGCUGAAAACAACAAGCUUCCAUUCCUCGGUAUGAUGAUUGAGAAAAACGGUUGCCACCUGACAACAAGCGUAUAUCAUAAACCAACUGAUACAGGACUGCUCUUACAUUACCAGAGCCAUGUCGAUCAGCGUUACAAAAGAUCUCUGCUGAAUACAAUGCUGAACCGAGCUUACCGCCUGUCAUCAACGAAAGAAUCUUUUACGAAGGAAUGCCAGCAUCUCAAGCGG
This is a messenger RNA of Stylophora pistillata, 1807 nucleotides long. RefSeq lists its product as uncharacterized. NCBI's taxonomy places the organism in Eukaryota, Metazoa, Cnidaria, Anthozoa, Scleractinia, Pocilloporidae. The record is from RefSeq and is a predicted model, not a curated record.